This is a messenger RNA of Schistosoma haematobium, 2010 nucleotides long. RefSeq lists its product as uncharacterized. NCBI's taxonomy places the organism in Eukaryota, Metazoa, Platyhelminthes, Trematoda, Strigeidida, Schistosomatidae. The transcript has a single exon. Gene Ontology annotation, biological process: sodium ion transmembrane transport. The coding region runs from base 85 to 2010 and encodes 641 amino acids. Gene Ontology annotation, molecular function: ligand-gated sodium channel activity. Gene Ontology annotation, cellular component: membrane. The record is from RefSeq and is a predicted model, not a curated record.
AAUGAAAACUAAUCAUUUACAUAUAUCACUUAAUAAUUGAUGUUGUUUUUUUCCCCUUCAAAAGUACUCAUAAACUAAUAUAAGAUGCAUAAGAAUAAAAAUGUAGAAAAAUCUGUAAAAUGUAAACAAUCAAAUAAAUGUUCGAAUUUAAAAAUUUGUCAUCAUCAUCAUCGUGAUCAGGAUCAAGAUCAAGAUCAGGAUCAUCAUCAUCAUCAUCAUCAUUGUGGAUAUUGUUCACCAAAAUAUGCAUUUGAUUUAUUUUGUAGUUGUACAAGUGUACGUGGUAUGUCUAAAAUACGUCGUGGACCAAAAGUAUUACGUAUUAUGUGGUUAACAUUUGUAUUAAGUAUGACAUUUUUAUUAUUAAGUUCAACAGCAUUAUUAAUUAAAGAUUUUUUAAAUUAUGAUGUUAGUGUACAUACACAAUUAAUUAUGGAUAAUCCAUCACCAUUUCCAUCAUUAACCGUAUGUCAUCAACCACCAUUUUCAUAUGAAGCAUAUAAAUUAUGGAAUGAAUCGAAAAUUUUAUCACCAUCUAAAUAUAAUUUAUAUAUGAGAAAAUUAAUAUUAAAUGCAUUAUAUAAAAAUGAUAUACAAUCAGCUAGUACAAUAUGGAGUUAUGAUAGUUUAAGUGUAUAUUAUCAAAAUUUAAAUGAUAAAGAAUCAUUAAAUUUAGGACAUAAUUUAACUAUAUUCUUAAAUUGUAUGAGAAUCUAUUCUCAUAUGUCAGUAUUUGAAGAUAAUUGUACAUUAUUAAAUGGUUAUCAUAUUAAACGUUUAUCCCAUCAUCAAUAUCUUAAUUGUUAUACAUUUGAACCAAUUAAUAUUAAUGCAGCAAAUGAAACAACAUUUUUAAGUCUUAUUGUUGGUAUGGGUCCAAGAGAUAAAGAUAUUAAUAUACAACAAGCAUUUUUACCUGAUGUCUUUGAACAAGCACGUGGUUUACGUGUUGUUAUACAUGAAACUGGUACAAUGCCUGAUUUAGAAAAAAAUGGUAUUCAUGUAGAACCUGGUAAAUUAAAUGAAAUUAAUUAUGAACCAAUAAGAUGGAAAAAAUUAAAUACACCUAAACGACCAUGUAUUAAACCAAAUGAAUCACAUCAAUAUUUCGAUUUAAAUAUUAAAUAUAAUUAUACUCAUACACAAUGUUUAUUAGUACAUCAACAAAUUGAAAUAAUGAAUCAUUGUCAUUGUAUAUAUGUAAUGCAUCCACGUUUAAUAUUACCCAGUAAAACAUUACCAUAUUGUGGUCAAUUAUGGCCAUAUUUAAAUCAAACUGAAUUUAUUAAAAAAAUUUUGUGUCUUAAUAAAUAUUUAAAUAAUUCAAUUAAACAAAAAUAUGAUGGUCAUAUGUGUUUUCCACGUUGUGAAUUUUAUGAUUAUGAAAGUACUACAUCCGUGACUAAAUGGCGUGCGUAUCCAUGGCAAUUAUAUUGGUUACGUGUACAAAAUUAUGCAACACAAUCAUUAAUUCAUUAUCAUAAUCAAUAUCCAUCUAAUAAUAUUACAUAUACAAAUUCAUUUAAAUUAUGGGAAUUUUAUUUAAAUUAUAAUAAUUUAACGAAUUUACCACGUAAAAGUGAAUUAUUAAAAUAUAAUAAUAAUAAUAAUCAUAAUAAUACAUAUUCUGAUAUCUUUACCUUAUUACCUAAUUGGCCACCAGAAUAUUUAGAUUUAGAUAGUGAAGAUUUUGCAUAUGUGAUAUUAAAACGUAAAUCCCAUAGUACCAUUGAAAAAACUGAAAAAUUAAUAUUAAAUUUAUAUGUAUUAAUAAGUCGUAUUGGUGGUUUAUGUUCAUUAACAAUUGGGUUAACUGCUGCAUUCUUUGUUGAAUUAUUUGAAUUUUGUUAUUUAUUAUAUAAAAAUAAUAAUAUACAAUUAUCAUUAACAUCAAAAACAACAAGGAUAAUACAAACUGAAAAGAAAUGUAUACCAUUAAAUGAGUUAAAACAAAUGGAUGAAAAACAUUCAUGUUUACAACAUAAUCUAAAUACACCUAUUGAACAUUGA